GUAGAAGACGUAGCUAGGCGAGGCAGUGCGUCGCGCGCGAUUGACGCGAGUAAGUUCCGGGUGCGGUGCAUGAAGCAUGAGAAGCAGAACGAAACUUGAUCAUUUCUGAGUAGCAACUGCAUGUACUAGUACAUGAAAUACUAGUGUAUUGAAAGGACUACAGAGGAUUGAUAAGCAGAUCGCAACCCUGCCACAAUGACCAUGGUUCAUUCUCACCUCAUUGGCUGGUUCCUCCUGCAAACUCUCUACUUCUCUUCAGCAGAGAAAGAUAGGUUUCCAAGAUAUCCAACUGUUCUGUACUCUGAAACAGUGAAGUUUGAAGGUUCGUCUGAUGACCAAAUGUGUGGCAGUGGACCGGGAACACAGCCCUACCGUGCCCCACUUGUUUUCAAGGAUGAUUUUUCAGAGCUUUAUGUUGGUGGCCGAAAUGUUUUGGAGAUAGUUGACACAUCCAGCUUCAGCAUGGGUAGAGAACUUCACUUCAGUACAUGUACAAACCCUCCACCUGAGAAUGAUCCGUGUCCCUACGUGAAAAUUAUUCAGCAAAUGAAUGCAAGUUGUCUCUUUGUGUGCACAACUGGGACGCUGCCAGCGUGCUACUUUGUUGACACAACAGAUGAGAAUCUGUCUAAAGCUCCUUCAGACUUCAAUGUUGACUUCGGUGAAGCAGCUCCCGUAGACAGCAACCAGAAUAUUUCAUGGAUGUAUGUGACUGAUGAGUCCAAACUGUUCACCGCCACUGGUAGACGGACCGGCCAGUCUGAAUCUCCUUUCCGUUUGUCCAAUCAGAAUGGCUGUAGUAAUGGAGCUUCUGACAAUCCCAUUAAAUCAGACAGUUCUGAGGCUUGGUUGAACAACGCAGAGUAUGUUGGUGAGCCCUUUUUGCACAAUGGUUACGUCUAUUUCACCUAUCGCGAGUAUUCCUCGGAAGACAUCAAUGCAGCGGGAAGAAUCACUUACUCCAGGAUAGCUAGGGUCUGUCAGAAUGACACUGGAGGGGCACAGUUUACACAAUUGGAAGGGGAGUUCACUACCUUCAAGAAAGCUCGGUUGGAUUGUUCCUUGAAGCAGGCUGACGAUUUGCGGUUUGAAUACAACGAAAUCCAGGGGACUUACAAGUCAGGCAAGACCAUUUUUGCUGUGUUUACAACACCAAGGCCCGAUGUUGCCAGCUCAGCUGUAUGCGUAUACAAUGUGGAUGAGAUCGAAGAGCUUUUUGACCGUGGAGAGCUCAAAGGACAGCCAGGAAAUGGAUUGUUGUGGGCAGCUUUAGAUGAUGCUAACAAAUCUCCCAACUUUGACAAACUAUUCAAUUGCAGUGAACUAUUCGUUCCUUUAUUGGAUCCUGACGUAACUUUUCUUCAAGAUUGGGCAUUAAUGAACCUACCAGUCCCUAAUAAACGCAACUACAUGGAUGAAUCUACCAAUGACUACAAGAGAGACUCUGAUGCGCCAUUGUUUGUGCUGGAUGAUGUACGCUUCUCACAGAUUGUUGUUGAUGAGAAUGUGAACAACAUGGAUGUCAUGUUCCUUGGUACAGAGCGUGGGACAGUCAUCAAGGCCUAUGUUAAUGACUCUGGAGCUUUUCUGGUUGAGGAGGUAGAGUUUAACAUGGAGCUUCCCAUCACGAACAUGGUGAAAGGGGACAACAGCCAGCCAUUCAUCAGCAAUGGUAACUGUAUGUACCGGUACAUGCUGCCAUCGCGCUCCUGUUCAAACAAAACAGCCUGCGAAUGUGAAGAGGACCCUUACUGUGUCUGUGAUGACGGUAAUUGUAUUGCAAGGACAAAUGAAGUGGGCUCACCAGGGACGUGCAACUGUGUACCAGAUCCACCCCCACCCCCUGGCAUCACCAAAGUGAGGCCUGAUGAGCCUCCUAACAAUGUUGACUCGGUGCAUAGAGGCAAGCCAGCCAACUUGAACUUUGCUGCACGUGCCUCGGAAGGUGCCGGACUGAAAGAGAGUGAGGUGGUCUGCACGGGUGAGCAGUCUGCACAGUGUGGAAAAGAGGAAUCUCCAAUGGAGACAACAGUCACCAAAAGUGUCUGCAGUGGGAUGGAAUAUGUGACAGUCAAUGCAGUCAUCAGUAACGUAACAUCCGAGUGCAGCUGCAACGUGAACUUCACCACCAACGGGGAUGAGAAGUUGGCAACUAUAAAGAUAGUCUUUGAUGGUGGGGAUUUGAUUGUUGAGGACCCGUGUGUUCAAGAAGUUACCAAGUAUGACAAGAAAAUCAUUGUCUACAAGUUUGAACUGAACAACUGGAAACAGCAAUGGAGUGCAAAGUGUUUGGAGAACAAUUCUGAUGCUGCUUACUGCAACGAACAGUGUCCUUGAAGGGGAAAAACCUGUCCACCGAAGAGUGAGCUUAGUUUAUUUGCAGUAAGAGAAAUACUCCCAUGGAAUCAGGAAGAUGACAACCUCACUUUUAACAAGAAUGCUCUUUGCUAAAGGAAAUAGAGUUGUGCACAAUGCGUAUUAUGAUUUCAUACUACACAGAAUCUUUACUGAUUACAUGUACAUUAUAUCAAAGGAUGUAUGGCAAGUUGUAUUUGAAGAGCUUUUUAGAUUUAACUGGAGUUAAUACAAUCAAGAUGAUUGUAGAAUAUUUAGUCAAUUUUUAUUUACGUGAUGGAUCCUACAUUGAAGUAUGGAAUAAUUCAACAUGCAAAUGUAAUGGCAUGCCUAUACAGAGUCAUGUUUUUCUUAUUUUUCAUUAAUUGGCUUUUCUGCCAUCAGCGGAAAAGCCAUUGUUUUUGCACUGAUUUUUUUUUCUUUUCUUCUUUUUCUUUUCUUCUUCUUUUUCUUCUCCCUUUUUCUUCUAAAUAUAUCCCAUAGACUUUGUACAUGUUUCAUUUUAGGGGUCAGUGUUGACAAUAACAGACUUCAAUCUGGAUGCAAGUUGGUAUACAUUAAGACCCCAUAAUAAAGUCAUUCAUCGACAAGUGACGUCAUGAUGACGUCAUCGCAUGUCAUGUGACAGUACAGUUGUAUUUUUCAACAGCCUAUGUCUAGAGAACAACAUAGCAGAUUGGGUUGAAACUUUGUAUAUUUACAUUAUAAAAUUGAGACGACGUCAUGAUGACUUCAUCCUUUGAUUUAUUUUCAAUUUUUUUCACCUCAUCUUUAUAUCUCACAAACAAAACAUUCUAUAUUCAAAAUUCUUUUGGGGUUAGGUUUGUUAUUUCAUAGAUAUAUGCACAAAAUUUCGGAAAAUGUGUGACGUCAU
Messenger RNA from Patiria miniata (bat star), 3229 nucleotides. RefSeq names its product semaphorin-1A-like. The record is from RefSeq and is a predicted model, not a curated record. Gene Ontology annotation, molecular function: chemorepellent activity; semaphorin receptor binding. The transcript is spliced from 19 exons. Gene Ontology annotation, biological process: negative chemotaxis; positive regulation of cell migration; neural crest cell migration. Bases 196 to 2337 code for a protein of 713 amino acids. NCBI's taxonomy places the organism in Eukaryota, Metazoa, Echinodermata, Asteroidea, Valvatida, Asterinidae.